UUACGUCCAAUCCGGGAACUAAAAGUCACCAAAAUACGGUCUGCGGUCGCUGUGUGCCUUCAAAUUGUGUGUAAAACGACACCCGGUCGAAGCUACUUUUAAUUUUUGUCGUUUUGAUAGCUUUUAAUUUGUUAGCCUAUCCCCCGAGUUAGCUGAAAAGGUUUUGCGAUGGAAGACAAACAAACAAAGCGAACACAGCCGGACGGAAGCCAACAGCCGACGAAUCCCUGGAACUUGAUGAUCAAACACAGGCACGUCCACAGGAGAGGACGACGCUCACACAUGGCCGUCAGUUACACAGAUCCGCAGGUGUCCAUGGACCUCCUGAGGGCGGUUCUUCAGCCGAGCUUCAAUGAUGACAUCAUGGCCGUGUUCAGGAAAUACCACAUGUUUUUUGAGAAGGCGGCACACAACGUGAAGGAGAACAUCGGAGACGAGGUGCACACGGAUCAGCUCAUCAAGGACGCCUGCAGGAAUGUCCUGGAACAUGCCAAAGUUUUGUUUCCCGAAAGUGACGCGAAGAAGUCAAGUUCCGAGAUGACCAUCAAGCGUUCUCGAGGUUCUGAAGAAAACUGCAGCCAAAGAGGAAGUCCAGUCCCAAAAAAGAGAAAGAACCGCGUGAGCGGCGCCGUGGCGUCUGACCGAUCUUUGAACGUCUCCUCUCACGUGAAGGUGAAGUGUGAAGCCGUCAAAAAGGAAGGACCCAAGUGGGAGCCGUCCAGAUUGAAUGAAAGCAGCACGUUUGUUUUGGGCUCCAGAGCUAACAAGGCCUUGGGGAUGGGCGGGACCAGAGGGCGAAUUUAUAUCAAACACGCUGACCUCUUUAAGUACGCGGCAGACACAAAGGACAAGCAGUGGCUGGCGGAGCGUCAUCACAUGAGGGCGACGGGCGGAAAGAUGGCCUACCUGCUGAUCGAGGAGGAUGUCCAGGAUCUGGCGCGCGGCGACGAUUACAAGGACUCCCCGGACGUGAAGAUGGACGAGAUGAAGCCGUUCUGUGUUCCUCUGUGGAUGGUGGAGAAGAUGCAGAGGGCCAUGGAGGCGCAGAGGGACACGGAACUCUGAAGGUCCUCCAAGUGUAUUAAAAAAAAAAAAGACUAAA
Hippocampus zosterae (dwarf seahorse) is the source of this 1102-nucleotide messenger RNA. It is a transcript of the gene dnttip1, whose product is annotated as deoxynucleotidyltransferase terminal-interacting protein 1. The record is from RefSeq and is a predicted model, not a curated record. Bases 169 to 1065 code for a protein of 298 amino acids. Gene Ontology annotation, molecular function: nucleosome binding; DNA binding. Gene Ontology annotation, cellular component: nucleus. Lineage: Eukaryota; Metazoa; Chordata; Actinopteri; Syngnathiformes; Syngnathidae. The transcript is spliced from 13 exons.